This is a messenger RNA of Fraxinus pennsylvanica, 339 nucleotides long. NCBI's taxonomy places the organism in Eukaryota, Viridiplantae, Streptophyta, Magnoliopsida, Lamiales, Oleaceae. The record is from the annotation of a GenBank genome assembly.
AUGUUAGAUUCAGUUGUUGCAGAACUCUCGUCAGUACAUGAAUGUUACGAGAUUUCCGCCGAGUAUGAAGGCAAGAACGACCCCAAAAAAUUGGAAGAGCUCGGAAAUGUAUUGACGAGUUUGGAUCCAGGGGAUUCAAUUGUUGUUGCAAAAGCUUUUUCUCACAUGCUUAACUUGGCCAACUUGGCUGAGGAGGUUCAAAUUGCUCAUCGCCAACGAAAUAAAAAGAAAAAAGGGGAUUAUACUGAAGAGAGUUCUGCAACAACUGAAUCUGACAUUGAAGAAACUCUCAAGAGACUUGUGGUUGAUCUAAAGAAGUCCCCACAAGAAAUUUUGUGA